Messenger RNA from Triplophysa rosa, 5478 nucleotides. It is a transcript of the gene lta4h, whose product is annotated as leukotriene A4 hydrolase. Bases 3339 to 5279 code for a protein of 646 amino acids. Gene Ontology annotation, molecular function: aminopeptidase activity; zinc ion binding; epoxide hydrolase activity. Gene Ontology annotation, biological process: leukotriene biosynthetic process; proteolysis; peptide catabolic process. Gene Ontology annotation, cellular component: cytosol; nucleus. The record is from RefSeq and is a predicted model, not a curated record. Lineage: Eukaryota; Metazoa; Chordata; Actinopteri; Cypriniformes; Nemacheilidae. The transcript has 20 exons.
AGUUGACAUUCCCCGUCCGCUUUUCUCCCAGAGGAAUAUUUCAUAGCACGGGAGAUUCGAUGGAGUUCUCCAGUCUUUAUUUAAGCAAGUCUCGGAUUUUCUCCCAAUAUUGCUUUGGAGAUAUAAAUUUAAAACAAAGGAGUAUGGAUAUGUAAAAUAAUAAUCUUGAUUGGGGUUAAUUUGAUGAGAAACGUUGGCGUUCAUAUUGAGAACUGCAGACGUGACAAAUCUGAGCUCAGUUUAGGACAUUGUUGAGAUCUCUUCUGAAACUGUAACGGAGACAUUUCUGAGAUUUCUGGCUCUUUUCUCCAGAGAAAUAUCCGAGAUCUAGGUGAAUUGAGUGUCUUGCUGUCCUUCAAAUCUCAAUGCCGUCGGGAAGAGAUAUAUUUCCUUCACUUUCUUUGCAAGGCAUUCUCAGAAGGAUGGCAGAUUUUUGAACAUUGGAAAUGAAACGAAACUUAUUUAAAAGCAUUAUAUAUCGGAGUGCGGUGUCAUUUUUUGCUCUCCGUCAAAAAGCUUCCGUCUAACUCAAAUCGGCCAAGGUUAGACUCUAUCGAAUAACUUUUAAGUAUCUGCAGGAAGGUCCUAUGGCACAGUAAAGCCUAAUUUAGUUUGCGUGUGGGUGUGUGGAAAUGCGCCCAGUUUUAAUUGAUCUGAUAUUCAGACUCUUAUCGAUGAACAAGAAUCCAUCCUCUCGCUUUAAUUUCCCUUUUCUCUCUGCGUACUUCCUUCUCUCUUCAUUCCUGCGUGCCCUCCCACAAACUCGGCAAGCAUUUCCUGUUCUGUUGCACAUUAACGCACGGGCUCGUAAACAACAAAGGAUAUCAGCCAGAAACCGAACGCUGACACGGCAACAGCUUCACCUCUUGCAAACGAGCCACACGUUUAGCAUCGACCGUCCCACUGACACGAGGUCAGUUUACAGCACGCAGAGACUCAAAAGAGGUUCAGAAGGUCCGAGUUGUCCAUGCAAAGGUAGCGCAAUGUGGACAGAGUUUACUGUCAAGGUAAAUAUGGAGUUUGUCCGUUUGUAAGACCUUGUUUGCGAACAUAAAGAGUAAAGAGACCGGGUGGAGAUAAGAGGGUUAAGAGAGGGCAGAACACUUCAUUCCAAUGCAACCCAUACGUCAGAAAAUGCUGGUAGCAGACACGAAAAUGAUUAGUGGGCUGAGAUUUUUUCAAAGAAUACGGAGACACGGUGAACUUAUUUUGACACCUAAGAAGUGCUAACCACCCCAGAGAACAUUUGCAUGACGGUGGUCAUGUAUUACUCGUGUUUUGUUCUGCAAUUGUACAAAUCUAGUUUACGCGAACACACACGUAUAACAGAUCUAUAUCUGACCUCGACACAGGUGCUUUAUAAAAAUAGCUGCUGAACCUGAAUAACAUGGAAAUGACAAGAAGUCAAGCACUUCCUUUUUUGGGGUUAAAUCCAUGAACGGGCAACCAAAUCUUUGUAAUGUUCAAACAAAGGCAGUCAAGCGCAUGCAGACGCAGAUCUUUUUAUUUACCGGACGGCAGCCUAUCUAGGAGAUAGGGACCGAUCAAUAGUCUAGUUUUUGUGAAUGAGUUUUAGAACGGAUAGCUGCUGUAAAACUGACAGGAUUCCGCAAUCUCAUAAAACGCAGGACGUCCACAAAGAUAAGCCACGACCAAAACCGUACAUUUGUGAUCUGUGUACUUUUGACAACGAAAUUCGAGCGAUGUUAGAUUUUCCCGGACGUACUCCCCGCAAAAUCCUUCAGUUUUUUUUCUUAAAAAUAAAGGUGCUUAAAAGGUUUUUCACAGCGAUGCCAUAGAAGAACCAUUUUUGGUUCCACAAAGAACCGUUCAGUCAAAGGUUCAUUCAAGAACCAUCUCUCGCUUACCUUUUAAUAAUCUGAAGAACCCUUUUCCGCCCCGAAGAACCAUUUGUGAAACGAAAAGGCUCUUCGAAUGUUAAAGGUUCUUUAUGAAACCAUUUAGACAAAAAAGGUUCUUCUAAGAGCGCAAACCGGGUCGGACGCUGUUGGGAUGAAAUUAAAUCACAGUAUUGUCUGAGGCUGACGGCAGUCGAUACGUAAGUGCAUCCAUUAAAGGUAAGAUAAAGAUUUUGAAGUCGAAUAGGAGUCGUUUCCGUUAUGCACGGGGUCUGGGAUUGUUUCCAACAGGAAGGUGCUUUGGUUCAACGUUAAAAGCCUUGCAGUAUAGGAAGACCAAGGUUCCGCAUGCCCUCGAGUCAAGCGUUUAACCUCAGCGUGCUCUUAUGACCUCUUUAUUUUUCAUCGCUUUGAUUGUUUAUUAUACGAAGAUAUACGUUUAUUACGCACUUAAAAUGAAGUGCACGGCAGCAAAUCAAGGCUCCGAAACGCAUUCUUUUGCUGACGUAAUAGGAAAAAUUUAGCCCAAACCAAAUAUUCGUGCCUUUCAGAACCUGUAUACGUAUGACUUUCGUCUGUAGAACACAAAAGAAGAUAUUUUGAGAAAUGUCUGUGGUUUUGUGUCGGCCAAUGUUGUUUGGUUACCAACGUUCUUCAAAGCGUCAUCUUUUGCGUUCUGCAGAACAAAAGAAAGUCACACAGGUUUGCAAUAACACGAGGAUGUGUACAUUUUUAGUUUGGGGUGAACUAUCCCUUUAAGACACGCAACUUAUUUCUUUUCAUUUGGAGUGGAUGUCCGGUGUACAAAACAGAUUUAAGUUGUAAAAAAUAGGACCUUGGAAUGGAUGUCUGAUGGCUAUUGAAUAGACGUGACCUGUUUGAAAUUCAAGGCUGUCGAAUGUGUGCGUGUUAUAUCACGCUCCUCGGAUUUAACUAGCAUUACAUCAUACUUCGGUGGCUGUAAGUCAGUCAAACAGGGCGGGCUGGCGUUAACUGCGGUCUUCCUGCUGUCUGAGCCUGAGCGAUGGACGGAGGGAAAGAACAGUAGAUGGAGAAAGAUGCUGGCUGACUCACUGGCGCAGAGAGAUCUGACAGGGAACAUGUUUUAUUGGUCAAUAGGAACUCCCUGAUUGCGGUCUCGCUUAUUUUGGGAAAGUCUUAGUCAGAGACACACGGACUCGCACUUUCACCACACUUUAGGCCAUCAAACCCGACAGUUCCGAAUGUCAUCGAGAGGUUGAUGGGAGUGUUGAAAUUGAAAGGCAAAAGGUGCGUACGAGAAACGAUUUAACACGCCAAAGUCCAUCAGGAGAGUUGCAAACAAAAUAACACAAGGUCAACAUGUUGUCGCGUGUCAAAGCGAAGCAUUUUCCUUUCUGUGACGAGAUGAAAUGAAAAUAUGAUAAAAAAAGGGAAAUGUCAAACCGAAGCAUUAAAAAUAAUCUACAAAGAUCCAAUUGUGAUUUGUUUUAACAUGUAAUGGAUUUUUUAUUUUCCUUCACGUGUUUGCUUGGGACAUUAACAGCAAGAUACAGAUGGGCCAGACGUGCGGUGUCAAAGCGGAUGUGCAAAGAAGGAUGUGCUUCAAACGCCCUGCAGAUAUUUUUCAGGAAGUUCUGUGACGAUACACACAGCCACCGGGAAGCCGGACAUACAGCAGGUUGUGUUUCUAUUGAUUCCUCUUCAGCCGAGAGCUGCAUCGAGCCGUUUUACCAGCACGGACUGCGUUUCACCAAAACGCUGGACUCGAAGAACCUGAAGAUCUUGAAGGUGUGUGCCAAUGGCCAGGCAGCCAAGUUCGCUGUGGGGGCUCAGCACAGAUUCAAGGGCUCUCCUCUGGAGAUCACUCUGGCCUUUGAGCUAUCACGUGGUCAACAUGUGAUCGUGGAAAUCGACUACGAGACGUCUCCCAGUGCCACAGCUCUGCAGUGGCUGACUCCCGCGCAGACUGCUGGGAAAGCCCAUCCCUAUCUGUUCAGCCAGUGCCAGGCCACCCAUUGCAGGACUAUGGUGCCUUGCCAAGACACUCCUUCUAUCAAGCACACUUACUACGCUCAGGUGUCUGUUCCCAAAGAGCUGGUGGCACUGAUGAGCGCAGUGCGUGAUGGUCAGGAGGCGGAUCCCGACGACAACACCCGAAUCGUUUAUCGCUUCAGACAGCCCGUUCCCAUGCCUUCCUACCUCAUCGCCAUCGUAGUUGGCGCUUUGGAAAGCAGGGAGAUCGGGCCGAGGACCAGAGUUUGGUCUGAGAAGGAGUUUGUGGAUCGGGCAGCGUUCGAGUUCUCAGAGACCGAGACCAUGCUGAAGACGGCGGAGAACCUCGCAGGGCCGUACGUGUGGGGUCAAUACGACAUCCUGGUUCUGCCCCCUUCUUUUCCUUACGGGGGCAUGGAGAACCCCUGCCUCACAUUCGUCACACCCACCGUACUGGCUGGAGAUCGGUCUCUCGCAGGCGUCAUCGCUCACGAGAUAUCCCACAGCUGGACGGGCAACCUGGUAACCAACAAGACCUGGGAGCAUUUCUGGUUGAACGAGGGUCACACAGUGUAUCUAGAGAGAAUGAUUGCCAGGUGUAUGGAAAGUGAACAGCUCAGGCAGUUUAAAGGCAUCGGAGGAUGGAAAGAACUGCAGGAGUCUGUGAACCAAUUUGGAGCAAACAGUGGCCUUACAAACCUGGUGCCAAAUCUGGAUGAAGUGGACACGGACGAAGCCUUCUCUUCUGUGCCCUACGAGAAAGGGUUUGCUUUGCUUUAUCAUCUGGAGGAAUUAAUGGGAGGCCCUGAGGUCUUCAUGGGCUUCGUGAAAUCCUACAUUCAGCUAUUCGCUUACGGCAGCGUAACCACAGAGGAAUGGAAGAACUAUCUGUUCGCUUAUUUUAAAGACAAGGUGGACAUCUUGAAUAAAGUGGACUGGAACGGAUGGAUGCACACUCCAGGAAUGCCUCCCGUCAAACCACAGUAUGACACCACUAUGGCUGACGCCUGCAGUACUCUGUGUCAGAGAUGGGUGAAGGCAAAAGAAGGAGAUCUUGCCAGUUUCACUGAAGCAGAUAUGAAGAAACUGAACUCUCAUCAGCUCAUCGAGUUCGUGGCUUUACUUCUGCAAGAGGAGCCUCUGCCUCUGGCCCACGUGAAGAGGAUGCAAGAGGUUUACCGGCUCAAUGAUGUUAAAAACGCAGAGGUCCGCUUCAGGUGGUUGCGCGUGUGUGUCAGGGCACGAUGGGAGGAAGCGGUUACUCUUGCGCUGAAGAUGGCCACUGAUCAGGGCAGGAUGAAAUUCACUCGCCCGCUCUUUAAGGAAGUAUACAAUUUCCCCAAGUACAGCGAGGAGGCGGUGAAAGCUUUUAAGGAGCACCGUGGAGCGCUGCACCCCGUCACUGCAAUGCUGGUGGCCAAGGAUCUGAAAAUCGAUGGAAAUUAGGUCCCCGUCUCUGAUCUACUCACAAGCGGCCUAUUGGCAGUAUUCUGCGCUCAGAAUCAUCUUGGAUAUCUGCGUAUCAAAUCUUCUGCAAAGAAAGAUUGAGGUUUCCUCUUGCGUGGUUAAAGCGCUCAUCUUUAUUUUUUAUUUUACAUCUUGAUGGAUGUUUGUCUCAGGGCUAAUAAAGCAAGCAAGCACUCUU